CGCAGCUUUUGCACCAUAGCGUAUCAUUCUUCCUUGUUCCCCUGAGCUGAGAGUGGAGGGUACUCAAAACCCUGAUUGCUUGUUCAUUGGGUUACGCUCUGCUAACAUUUCUCUUAGUGUCCUUCUUCCUUGGAAAAUGGCUUCUACAUUCAUCAGGAGACUGGCGAAAGCCGCUCCAAUCGGAUUUGGGGGGCAACCAAAGUCCAGUUACGGUGGGUUAAGCAUUCCUUUUGGAGCAAUUGCAGCAGUUUCUGGUGGAAUCUCCUGUCUGUACUACUACUCCUCUCCAAACUUGGCUUAUCUUGACCAAGUCGAAGAAGAGCCUGCUCGAAAAGUUGCUCUUAAACCAGAUAAAUGGAUUGAAUUUAAGUUGCAAGACACUGCAAGAGUUAGCCAUAAUACUCAAUUAUUCAGGUUCUCAUUUGAUCCCUCUGCCAAGUUGGGCUUAGACAUUGCCUCAUGCAUCCUUACCAGGGCUUCAUUAGGACAAGAUGCUGAAGGAAAAACAAAAUAUGUCAUACGCCCGUAUACCCCUAUAUCAGACCCAGAUGCUAAGGGAUAUUUUGACCUAUUAAUUAAGGUUUAUCCUGAGGGAAAAAUGAGUCAGCAUUUUGCCAGCUUAAAGCCUGGCGAUGUUGUUGAAGUUAAAGGGCCCAUUGAAAAGAUUAGGUAUUCUCCCAAUAUGAAGAAACACAUUGGCAUGAUUGCAGGUGGCACAGGCAUUACUCCGAUGCUUCAAGUAAUUGAGGCUAUCCUUAAGAAUCCCGAUGACAACACACAGGUUUCAUUGCUUUAUGCCAAUAUCUCCCCUGAUGACAUCCUACUUAAACAGAAGCUUGACUUCCUUGCUGCUAGCCGCCCAAAUUUAAAGGUAUUCUACACUGUAGACAAUCCAUCAAAGAACUGGAAAGGAGGUGCAGGAUACAUAUCAAAAGAUAUGGUUGUGAAAGGCUUGCCAGGUCCUAGUGAUGAUGCACUUAUCCUGGUAUGUGGCCCCCCUGGAAUGAUGAAACACAUAUCUGGUGAUAAGGCUAAAGACUACUCACAGGGAGAGCUUACUGGCAUACUCAAAGAACUUGGAUAUACUGAGCAAAUGGUUUACAAAUUUUAAUAGAGCCAUUUAAGCAUGUUAAGAAGCCGCUUUCUCAUGAUGCCGAAUUUUCAAUAAUGUUCAAAAGAAAUAUGGAUGGAAACUUACACAUCAAAAUAAUUGCAAAUGUUCAGAGACAAAAGAGUCAUUGUGAUUUGAAGGUUCAUGAUGUUUGUGAUUUCUUCAAACUUCAGAUUAGGUGCAUUAUGAUGUUUGUCCAAUGUUUAAACCCUGAUAUGCAAGAUCAACCCAGAAGACAGUUGCAUAGAACCUCAACUUCUGUUUGGUAUCCAUGCUACACUUUUUCCCCCUUUCUUUUGUUUGAUAUAUAUUGAGAGAGACAUUGACAUCUUAAAGAGAAAAUCCGGAUUGCUAAAACAGAAGAAAAUUAUAAAGAAAUGUGAAAUUUUUACUUUUGUCA
Molecule: messenger RNA, 1511 nt
Organism: Hevea brasiliensis (rubber tree)
Lineage: Eukaryota; Viridiplantae; Streptophyta; Magnoliopsida; Malpighiales; Euphorbiaceae
Product: NADH-cytochrome b5 reductase-like protein
Exons: 13
Coding region: 137-1111 (324 amino acids)
Molecular function (GO): cytochrome-b5 reductase activity, acting on NAD(P)H
Source: RefSeq, a predicted model, not a curated record